Messenger RNA from Neoarius graeffei (lesser salmon catfish), 1947 nucleotides. RefSeq names its product myozenin 1a (gene myoz1a). Gene Ontology annotation, molecular function: FATZ binding; actin binding; telethonin binding. Bases 190 to 1152 code for a protein of 320 amino acids. NCBI's taxonomy places the organism in Eukaryota, Metazoa, Chordata, Actinopteri, Siluriformes, Ariidae. Gene Ontology annotation, cellular component: actin cytoskeleton; Z disc. The transcript has 6 exons. The record is from RefSeq and is a predicted model, not a curated record.
CUCCACAUCUUCCUCCCCCCUCUACGAUUUGCUAUCCAAGUCCUGACAGGGUUUUGCACUCCCCAGGAUCUUGGUCCAGCCACAGGUCAGCGACACCCUGGGAUUUAUACACUUUUGAUUGAACCAGAAGUUUUGCCUCUUCCUCUUGAGACCACUUCUGUAUAGGAGUUUAAAACCCGGUUUGGAGUCAUGCCUCUCGCUGGAACACCUGCCCCUCCCAACAAGAGGAAAAGAACUGCUAAAAUCAUCACUGACCUGUCACAUAUCACUCAGAAUGAGUACGAGUCAGAGCCUGAGGCCUCCGAGUUUGACUUGGGGACAAAGAUCAGUACACCCAAAGACAUAAUGCUGGAAGAGCUGUCCCUGCUCAAAAACAAGGGCUCCAAGAUGUUCAAAAUGAGGCAGCUCCGUGUGGAGAAGUUCAUCUACGAAAAUAACCCUGACGUUUUCAACAGUGACUCUAUGGAUAAUUUCCAGAAGUUUGUCCCUGGCAUUGGGGGACAAAUGGUAGAUGUUGGUGGACGUCUUGUUGGUGGACGUCUUGUUGGUGGACGUCUUGUUGGUGGACAGAUAGUUGGUGGACAGAUAGUUGGUGGAGGUGGGCAUGCACCUGUGCCUCCUCCCAAACCAGGAAGCCGGGGUACAGGGGCAGGAAGUGGUGCAGGAGGAACAGCUGGCGGAGUGGGUGCAGGGGCAAGCAAGAGUGCCGAGUCAUCAGCUGAUGGCUCACAGAGCGCAGAAAGUGCUCAGGCUACUGCUUUAGCAAAAGAGAAGAAAAGAAAGGAGUAUGUGAAGACGUAUGUAUCACCCUGGGAAAAGGCCAUGAAGGGCAAUGAAGUACUUAUAUCUACUAUGAAGCCAUACAUGCCAGGACCCUGUGUUCAUGGAGACCAGCCCAAAUAUAAGUGUUUUAACAGGACGGCUUUGCCCUAUGGGGGCUUUGAGAAAGCUUGUCAGCUGAUGACCUUCCAGCUGCCGGAUAUCGAGGCAGCAGCAGAGGAGUCGGAGCCUGCAGUGGUGUACCACCAUGACAUACAUUCAAGACCCUCCUUUAACCGCACUCCCAUCGGCUGGGUGGGCAGCGGAGACACAAGCACCAUCCACCUGCACAUUGAUACCAUGCCAUUUGAUGGGGAGACUGAUGAGCUGUGAGGAGUAAACAUCUUAGUCCUUCAGAAAGCUCACUUGAUAUUCACUUCCCCAGCCCUGCUUCGCAUUUCCUCUAAACCACCUAUUCUUUCUUUCUUUCUUUCUUUCUUUCUUUCUUUCUUUCUUUCUUUCUUUCUCUGUCCGUCACUUUUUCUCUCUCUCACAAACACACACAGUGCUUCCAUAUGUGUCAUUUCAACACAAUAUAUCUUCAACAUGUGCUUCAAGAUCAGUGGAUCACUGUGUGUGAAAUCAGUCCCGAUCCAUGUGUCCAGAUCCAUCCACUGUUCAAAGUGGGAUACGUGGUUGUGAGAUUGACAAUUUAUGUGUAAGUAAGGAAAAUGUCCAAACAGCCAACAAAAUUAUUAUGGCUACAAACAAACUGAGUCCUAGAGUCUUAAUGUACUAAUUUGAACUCUAUUUCUUGUCCGUCUUUGCCUUUUACAUACAAAAUCCUGCUAUGCACAUGUGCUCAAAUGAGAUUUAUGUGUGGACAAGUCAGUGGCCAAAUUAUCACUUAAGAACUCUAGUACAGAACAUCCACUACUAAAAUGUUGUUCGGAAAGUUAGCACUUGAUCUUCACUGGAACUUUAAGAAAGUAUUUACUUAAAAUUUACUUUUGAAUUUAUUGAAUUAAGUGAAAGACAUCUUGGCAUGAUGAUGAUGAUGAUGAUGAUGAUGAUGAUGAUGAUGAUGAUGGAGUAUGCAACAUGUUUCCCUACUGUUGUUUCGCAUGUUGAUAUAAUGAAUUAUAAAAGUUUAACAACACCCCUACUUAAUAAAUAUUUGAUAGCUGA